AUUUAUAAUACAGUCCACAAUGGAUGACUUGCCUUCCAUUGUGGGUGUGAGUGCGCGAUUGGUGCGCGAGGUGGUGGCCGAGGUGCAGCGGGCGUUCCCCGACACGUAUCGCAAAGUGUCGACGCGCGAGGUCUGUGCUCGUGUGGUACUGCCAUGGACUCGCGCGCGAGCGUGUGCCCUUGUUGACCUGUAUGACGACAAGGGACAGGAGUAUGUGGGGCAGGCUAACGUGUUUGUGUCGCACGGCUGGGACUGCUGCGCCAUGGACGUGCUCGACACAAUGCUCGACUUUGCCUCCAACGAGCAAACUCAGCAAGACACUGCGCGUCCCAUCUACUUUUGGCUGGAUAUCUUGGUUUGCAACCAACAUGUAUCAUCGCCGGAUUCGAGGGCAUGGUGGGGCUCCACCCUGGAGAAAACAAUUGGCGAGAUUGGCCAAGUACUUCUGGUGCUGAGUCCGUGGCAUGAUCCUGUCCCGCUGACGCGUACAUGGUGCUUGUGGGAGGUGUUUUGUUGCCUGAUGCACGAGAGCGCAGCACUUUCCAUUCGGGUUCCCAGCACGCAGCGAUCUGCGUUGAGGAACGCUAUCGUGCGCGACUACCAGGCGAUCAUGGACACCCUGGUGCAUGUGCGUGUGGAAAACGCCACUGCAUCUCGGCCCUUGGAUCAGGAGGUGAUAUGGGAGGCAAUUGAGCAGCAGGGCAACGGCGGUUUUGCACGGCUCAACAAGACAGUGAAAGACGAGAUGCGUGCAUGGUGCUUGCGCCAAGUGGAGCAGUUCGUGACGGAGAUGGAGGCGGAGGCAACCGAGCCAACUGACACCUUCGUGGAGCUGUGCAGACAAGCGAGCUUGGUGAUGUGGAGGUUCUAUGAGCAUGACAAGGCCACCCGCUUUGGUGAACUGGCUCUGGCGAGCGCCAUUCGGCUAUUUGGACCGAGACACGAGCGAGUGGCGGAUGUGUGCCACGACCUCGGCCUCAUCCACAACAGCAAGCAGGACCACCAAGGCGCCAUAUCGUACUUUGAGCGGGAGCUUGGCAUGUCCAGGAACCUGAGGAAUCGCAAGUCGCGCACGUCCGAGGCAACGACGCUUGGGUGCCUUGGUCAGGCAUAUGUGGGCCUGGGCCAGUAUGACCGCGCGAUUGAACUGCACAAGAAGGCCCUUCGCAUCAAGGUGGCAGAGCUGGGCCAGCUACACGAGCUCACGGCCAUCUCAUACCAUGACCUCGGUGAAGUGCACAAGCGGAUGGGGGAGCACCACGAGGCGGUGGCGUGUUUCGAACAGGCGCUGCAAGGAAAACUGGCGGCGCGAGGAGAGAGGCAUCCGCAGACUGCCGUGACACUGGGGGCCUUGGGUAAGGCCUACACUGCCAUCGGACAAUACGCCCGAGCUGUGGAGUACUUGGAGCAGGCGUUGCGCAUUGAAGAGGAGACGCUUGGCGAGGAGCACCUGUCCACUGGAGUCACGUACCAUGCUCUUGGUGCGGCAUGUCUUCACGUUGGCGACUACGCCCGUGCUGUUGAGUACAACCAGAAGUCCCUUCACGUGCAGUUGCUGAAGCUGCCGGAGAACCACUCGUCCUUGCCCUGGUCGUACAACAACAUGGGGCUGGCUUACUUGUGGGGAGGCAGAUAUGAUGAGGCGCUCACGUGUUUGAAGCGUGCCCUCAACCUGUCGACUUCAGCUGCGCCUACCGCAGACGUUGCCACCACCCACCACAAUAUCGGCUUCUUGUACCACCAGCUUCAGCGACCGCACAAAGCUGUGCCGUACUUUGAACGUGCCAUCGAGAUCCGGCGUGAGGUACAAGGGGCGCAGCACGUGGACUUGGCAAACACGUACAGCCGAUACGCUGCCGUGCUGCUGUCGCUGGGUGAGAGUGAUCGGGCUAUUGCCAUGUGCGAGGAUGCGGUGAAGAUGUGUCUUUGCUCGGUUGGGGAGACGCAUCUUGCGACGGCGGUGGCCUACGGCAGUAUUGGUGACGCGUACAGCUGCAUUGAUGAGCAUGCGACGGCACUGGCGUAUUUGCGGAAGGCGAUUGAGCUGAAAGAACAGCUUCUGGACAAGAGCCACCCCCGCACUGCCCUAGCGUACAUGAGCCUUGGCGUGGCGUACGCUCGAUGUGGCCACUGUGAUGCUGGUCGCCCUCUCCUGGAGAAAGCCGUUGCAAUUCUUGUGGCACGUCUCGGCGAGGAGCAUCCACACACGCAGCGUGUGCAGCAACAGCUAGCGACCUUGUAGUCCACGGCACUCGCUGCGUGCGUAUGUUCGUGCGUGACUUUGUGUGCGUGUGUGUGAAUGUGUGUGUGUGUGGGGUUUUUUGUGGGCUCAACGUCGUGUCUCUGUCGAUCAUACAGACUGUUCAUACUUUUCCAAACUCGUUUGCAUUGGUUCAUUAACGAUCCACCUGGUUGAGGCAGGGGGGGGGGAGAGAGGGAAGCUUUCAUAAAAUA
This is a messenger RNA of Salpingoeca rosetta, 2454 nucleotides long. RefSeq lists its product as uncharacterized. The coding region runs from base 20 to 2242 and encodes 740 amino acids. NCBI's taxonomy places the organism in Eukaryota, Choanoflagellata, Craspedida, Salpingoecidae. Gene Ontology annotation, molecular function: protein binding. The transcript is spliced from 2 exons. The record is from RefSeq and is a predicted model, not a curated record.